This is a messenger RNA of Etheostoma cragini (Arkansas darter), 616 nucleotides long. RefSeq names its product galactose-specific lectin nattectin-like. The record is from RefSeq and is a predicted model, not a curated record. Gene Ontology annotation, molecular function: signaling receptor activity. The coding region runs from base 70 to 546 and encodes 158 amino acids. The transcript is spliced from 6 exons. NCBI's taxonomy places the organism in Eukaryota, Metazoa, Chordata, Actinopteri, Perciformes, Percidae.
GAUUCUUCUCUCAUUGUCAGUCAUCAGCUGGUUCUUCUGCUCUGUUUCAGCCGUCGCCACUCAGCUAAGAUGACAUCAGUCUUUCCAUUGGCUGUGUUGCUCUGUCUGUCCAGCGGACUGCUGGCUGCAAAUGGUUUCUAUCGCCCCUGCCCUCCUGGUUGGACUCAGUUUGACUCUCGCUGUUUCGGUUACUUCAUCCAGCCAAAGACCUGGCUCGAUGCAGAGACCACCUGCAUCGCUGCUGGAGGGAAUCUGGCUUCCAUCCACUCAGCUGCAGAACAUGCAUUCGUCAAAGACUUCAUUAGAAGAGUGUCCGGUACCCAGAACCCCUCCUGGAUCGGAGGCACUGACGCAGUGAAGGAGGGUACGUGGAUGUGGUCUGAUGGAUCUGCAUUCAACUACAAAAACUGGAGUGCGAGGGAGCCUAACAACAUCAAUGGAGGGGAGCACUGUCUCAUGAUGAACUGGCCUCCAGGAGAAAACUGGAACGACUCGAUAUGCACCGGCCAGUUUCCUUUCGUAUGCUCCAGGGACCUGUGUGUGUGACUCUAACACACCAUGAUGAUGCUUCUACAGCUCAAAUAUAAUCUCUAUCAUUGAUUCAUCUCUAAUCUCU